AUGAAUGAGGAGGACGAGUCGUCUUCGAGGAAGGUGGACGAUUUCAUCGCCACCGCCCUCUUUUGGUGGAGGCGGAGCUGCUGCCGUAGUAGGAGAGUGGGUUUGGGGAUCCCCGCCGUCGGGCUGGUCGUGACGAGGCUGGAGCUUGAAUCUGUCGAGGAAGGCAGCAUCGGAGAUGUGAUCGUCACGAUUGGAAUUAACAUCCCUGUCCGUCCUCGUCCGUGGCUGCGCAUUAUUAUGAUUUUGGGGGAAGUGAGAAGCUCGCGGCGGCGGAGGGGCGGCGGAGCAGGACUGGAAGGGUCUCUCGCGUCUCAGAGGCCUAUUAGAUCCGCCUGCCGGAGCAAACUAGUAUGCAAGCGAUGGAACUCACUCAUCUCCCACAUUGGCUUCAACCGCCAUUUUGUUUCUCACCACCGGAGCAGGAACGACGGCCAGCCACCACUCCUCCUCUGCAAGGACGACCAACUGCCUUCACUCCUAAGCUUCCUCCCCGUCCCCGACGAAUUCCGAUCCAGCUUCGUCGUUUGGGAUUCCUUCAAGGACUUGAUUUUGUGCGUGUUUCAGAAUUCAGUGUGGGACUACAAUCACGAAAGGGGCCGAUCGCUCUUGAUCUGCAAUCCGUUUACGAAGCAAUGGGUCGCCCUUCCUCUAGAGCCCGAAACGCCAGGGUACAGGUCCUACGAAACGAAGGAAGCAGAAUUGAUCUGUCGAAGAGUUCGAAACGUUAAUAGUUUGGAUCUGGGGGAUGGCCAAGUAUUUAGCUUCGACGUCCUCGUCGCCCGCUUUUCCGCCGACUGCGACUCGUUGUUGGUCGUCUCCUUUCUCGGCGGAGUCCCGCCUAGCCCUGGGCACGGCGACCAGCUCAGAUCCGCCGUCGUCUUCAACUCCGUUUCCUGCGGCGACGAGUACGUCGUCACCACUCGGGGACCAGUCACCGAUCGUCGAGUGGCUUGCGUGAUUGGCGACGUCGACGAGCCCCCCGAGAGUUUUGCCGCUACCUCCUCCUUUCCUUCCGCCAAACACCCCUGUGCUUCUUGA
This is a messenger RNA of Linum tenue, 1038 nucleotides long. NCBI's taxonomy places the organism in Eukaryota, Viridiplantae, Streptophyta, Magnoliopsida, Malpighiales, Linaceae. The record is from the annotation of a GenBank genome assembly.